CCCACCACUGGCCACUAUCCUCCUCUCUCUUAACGUCCUCCAAGCCUCACUCCCUCCUCCCCACUUUCUUCUUUGCUUCCAACUCAAGAAACACAUUUCCUACUACCGUCGGAUCGGAAAUCUGGGGGCUGGGGGCGGGGGAGAGGAGAUCUGACGGUCAGGGGAGAUGAGUUGCAACGGGUGCCGCGUUCUUCGAAAGGGAUGCAGCGACUCAUGCAUUCUGAGGACGUGCCUCCAAUGGAUCGAGAACCCUGAGGCUCAAGGCUACGCCACCUUGUUCGUCUCUAAGUUCUUCGGCCGCAGCGAUCUCAUGUCCUUCAUUUCUGCGGUGCCCGAGAACAAGAGGCCUGCUCUGUUUCAGUCUCUUUUGUUUGAAGCCUGUGGGCGCACGGUGAAUCCAGUGAACGGCGCCGUCGGUCUUCUCUGGACUGGUAAUUGGCACGUGUGCCAGGCAGCGGUGGACACAGUUCUCGCCGGAGGCACCUUGCGGCCGAUUUCCGAAAUUCUGGCCGGACCGAUCAAACCGGGUUUCGAUGAAGCUUCUGCAACGUUCUGUACCGACGCGUGGAAGCUACGUGACGCAUACUCGCUGUCGAAACCGUUCAUGCGUGACAAUGCCUCUGAGGAAGCCAAAAGAAUUGAGACUCAACCGCCUCACCUCGGAAUCUCCGCGACGGCGCGCUUCUCGAACAAGAUCAACGCCGGGAGAGGGAAGAGGUCGGGUACAUCGUUUUGUUCGGAAGGAUCAUCAGGAACGAUGAGCUACGAUGGAAGUGACGAUGAUCGUAACAUGUCUGGAUGCCAAGAGCGGAAGCUUCUCAACCUUUUUAUCUGAGCAGAGGUUUUUGGUGUUGAAGUUGCCGGCGAGUUAGGACUCAGUGAGUGGUCUUAAUGUAAAAGUUGUUUUUUUCUUUUUCUUAUGAAUAAAAUUUUGGGAAAUUCGAA
This is a messenger RNA of Vitis riparia (riverbank grape), 945 nucleotides long. RefSeq names its product LOB domain-containing protein 38-like. NCBI's taxonomy places the organism in Eukaryota, Viridiplantae, Streptophyta, Magnoliopsida, Vitales, Vitaceae. Gene Ontology annotation, biological process: regulation of gene expression. The coding region runs from base 167 to 835 and encodes 222 amino acids. The record is from RefSeq and is a predicted model, not a curated record. The transcript has 2 exons.